Messenger RNA from Dermacentor silvarum, 6887 nucleotides. RefSeq names its product prostasin. The record is from RefSeq and is a predicted model, not a curated record. Gene Ontology annotation, molecular function: serine-type endopeptidase activity. The transcript has 10 exons. The coding region runs from base 186 to 1790 and encodes 534 amino acids. Lineage: Eukaryota; Metazoa; Arthropoda; Arachnida; Ixodida; Ixodidae. Gene Ontology annotation, biological process: proteolysis.
GAAGACGAUCUGUUGCGGCCUUGUUGUGCAAGGCCGCACGCGUCUGCGGCCACCGAGUCUCAUCGAGCGCGCUUGCGGUGGCGGCGGCGGCGGGAACCCGUCAGUGGUGGUGCGGACGCGGACAGGCCGCACCUCCUUGUGUGCCCGGUACAGGAAAGCCGGCAAGAGGAAACGGAGGAGACACGAUGCUUACUGCGGGCUGGAGGAUGCGGCGGCGGCGAGCCUGCACCGCUGUGCUUCUGUUUGACCUCCUCGCCCUUUUAUUUCUUCACGAGGAGGCGGAAGCCGCCAGCUCGACCAGGGGUCUUUGUCGCGCGAGGCACCCGACCCGCAACUUCGAGCUGACCGACGGCCGUUGCAUGCCGGUGCACGAGUGCCUGGAGUCGCUGAGGGGCGUGGGCCGACUCAAGUUCCCCAUCUUCUGCGGCGUCGAGAUUCUGCUGCCCAUUGUGUGCUGUCCGCUCAGAGCCCGUCCACGCGGGACGACGGCGACUCCUGGCGAGCAAGUCGAGGCGACUUUACCGCCGGCGUUGCCAACACCGGACCGAUCUGAAGCAGCCGUCGGCGAACAACAAGAAGAGCCCCACCGCGCCGCUCAAGAUAGCCAGCCGCCUGUUCCUGUCGUUUUUUCCGGAUCGGCAGAUGAACCAUCGGCUGAGUGCGAGACACCCAGUGGUCAGCAGGGCGCCUGCCUGCCGUUGGAGAGCUGCGUGCCACUGCGCGACCAAGUGCGCCGCAAGGAGUUCCCACCGCUGUGCGACCUGCGAGGCACCACGCCGUACGCCUGCUGUCCUGCGAGGCUCUUACGCCAAGGCUCGCAACAUAUAGGUGCCGUAGAGACGACUCCUGCACCACCUGACGACGACAUGUCGAGUGUGGCCCUCAACAGAGCCAUUCGCAUGACACAGAUCGUGCUCGAGAACAACAGGUAUUGUGGCAAGACACCCGAGUCAUCUUCUAUGCAACCAGGGAGGUACACUCCCACCGUGCUCGGAGGCCGCUCUGUAAACCUCGGAAAGUACGCCUUUGCUGUGGCCAUAUUUCGAGAUGAAGUGAAAAUUCUCAACUACUGGUGCGGCGGCACGCUGAUAACUUCCCGGGUCGUUCUCUCUGCUGCUCAUUGUUUCGUAUAUUCACUGAACGGCACCAAGUACAUCGCACGAGUGGGCGGCGUCAACAUAUCGGACGUGAGCAACGCCACGUUCGUGCAGAGAAACGUGGCAUCGGUGCACCUGCACCCGGAAUACAACGACCGUCGCCACUACAACGACGUUGCCCUCCUGCUGCUGGAUAUACCAGCGCGACAGCGCGGCGUGAAUCAGCCGUUCGCUUGCUUGCCGAAUGCUGAAUCGGCUGCGACAAUGCACGGAAUAGCCACCGUGCUGGGCUGGGGACACAACGCCUUCGGUGGAACCCUGCAGACUGUCCUCCAAGAAGCACAAGUUCCUCUAGUGCACAACGCCGCAUGCGACCGAGCGUACCGCUCUUUGGGUAGCUACGACCGCGAGUUUCCGCACGGCGUCAACGAGCACUUUGUCUGCGCCGGAAACAUUACGGACGGUGGUGUCGACGCCUGCCAGCAAGACUCUGGGGGCCCGCUGGUCGUGAACGUGGAUCGUGGCGGCGAAACCUACUAUGAACUCGUCGGCGUCGUGUCCUUCGGCGUCGGCUGCGGCUCGGCUGCCUUCCCAGGGGUGUACGCCAGUGUGUCGCAUUUCAUGCCCUGGAUUCUCAACGCGACUGCAGGCAUCGUUCCCGAGGGAGCGUACGAUCGCGUCAAUUUCGUCUAAGCACUACAACCGCGUCUCACCAUCUGAAAGACAUUGCUCAAGCAGGAUCUUGCUUUGAGAGAGUUGGUAAUUCAUGUCGAAGGGCAAUGGGUGAAGCAAAAUGACGACUACGGGAACAUAGAGUAACAUACCGUGCAUUGUUAACUACCAAAUAGAGGAAUAGGACGUACAGUAAUAGAGUAAUAGAACUACCCACUAGAGAUGGUAGUUGGUAGUUGAGGCCCGCUUCUGCGCCAACUACCCACUCUAUAGUUGGUAGUAUCCCGUUACUCCAAGUUCCAGUCAUCGUCGUUUUGCGCCACCUGUUUCCAUUCGACAUAAAAGGCAUUGAUCCCGCGCCUGAUGGCGCAGAAAGCGUCUGCAGGUGUCGCGGGUAGGUUUUGCCUGUUCCGCGAAUCCGAGAGAAUAGCGGUCGUCGAUUUCACCAGAUGCACUGUAACAGCUAUCGAGAAACCAAAAAUGAGCGGCAGCUCUACCCGAUGUGCCCCAAGUGCGCAAGCCUUGCUUCAACUAUCAGUGGCGCUCGAGCGUCAAAUGGUUUACGCCUCCGUACCACGGGGCAUGAAAUGGGUUAUGUUGUGAAGUUCAGACGUGCGAGUUCACAAAAGGCACACGGACACUUAUCGGUGUGCCUAAUCCCUUAGUUUUGUGUGCGUGUAGCGCUUCCGUUUUCAAGACCCAUUACCAACUAACCCGCCAACGUACUUUGCUUUAAGCUGAAGUGCUAGCUGUCAGUAUACAGCAUAAAACGGAACCAAGCAUUGAAAUAGACACGUGCUAAAUUUUGUCACCCCACCCAAUUUAUUCCUUGAGCUCUGUUCUGUAACGGAUUUUGAUCUGUUUGCCAAUGACACUGCCAUGUGCACUACUACUGUUAUUCCUCUAUCACUUAAAGUCAACGGGCCUGUGUUGUCUCCUUUUAUCACGUGGCACUUUCCUUGUACGCACGUGUGCUCAGGGAACCUUCUCUUUCGCUCAUCAUUCUAUUCCCUCAUUUCUCUUACCCUGUGUAGGGUAACCAACCGGACGCUGUUCGUGUUAACCACCCUACCCAAUUGUCUACAUGUUGUUCUCUUUCAUUUGUCGCUACGGUUACAAUUAAUGAUCGUGAUGACGAUUGCAGUGAUGAUGGUGGUAGCAAAAAGGAAUCGCUUUAUUAGCGCCACCGGGAGAGGUUUUGUUUGUCUUUUCUUUUUAUUUUCAGUUACUUUAGCGAUAAGUUCCUACGCCACCUUACGAGCCCUGUUCUACGUGCUAUAGUUCCUAGAUUUGUUCGCAUUAAGCGUGAUGAAUCGCACAGUUUCAUAGGUCGUGUUGGUCAAUCUGUGCUUCAAAAAGUUAAUAGAAUGCAGCAAAUGAAAAACACUACAAAGAAGACACACAAGGCAGGCUGCGAGAUGCAGCUUGCGAACAUAUUUACUACUUCGGCCCUGGGAAAACUUUCAAGCCACGUUCGUGGCUUUUAGUUCCGGUCCCAUAUUAAACCUACAGAAAACAUUUUUUUAAAUCAAGUUUGUUCCUAUCGGUAUUUGGCUACUGUUGGGACUUGAGCUCACGACCUUGUGCUCUUGUGCAUCAUUUUAAUGUUCAUAGAAACAGUACGCGCAUUCUCAGAGUGUGAAGUUUGUGUAUACACUCGAAAAAAAAACACAUUAAAAACGUUUUACCUAUCACCAGCUCCCCUACGCGUCUUCACUUCCCCUUGAACUGAUGCGUCAUUGCAUAUCAACUUCGGCUAGAAACUCGCAGUAUUCCUUGCGACUAUCCAAAAUUUCGUCGUACUUCUUCCUUGCGCGGGCUAUGCGGAAGGUAUACCGGCCGAAGAUGAGCCCAUUGAUGUCAGGGAUACUCCUGCGGAUAGAAAGACGGGUCACUAUUAUGGUGCUUGCGAACACAUACUAUGAAUAGUAUGAUUGCACACACAUGAAAACAGGCGCUACUCCGAAUGAUACCACAGGUUUCUAGCACAUCGUUCUGUCCUUCUUACUGUCAUUUCGUUUCAGUUCAGUUGCCCUUAUUUAGUAUUUAACUGUGUCGCGAUGUCUUUCACGUACAUGGCGUGAAGGCUCCUCAAGUUAUCUUUUGGUUUGUUUAUCUUGCAGACAGAGCUUGAGUCUUGCACACCUCCAGGUGCUAGCUAAGUUUAUCUUCAGCUGGGGCCGAAUUCACGAAGCAUUUCGUUAGUAAGACCUGUAUGUCAUUGGCAGGGCACUUUCGCAAAUAAUAUGUCAAAUAUUACGAUUGGUUGUAUGAAUUUGCUCUGAAGAAAAUCUUUAGUGCAAGUACUUUUUCUUGAAUACGGGCCCUGAACUUUUGUUCUUGCAACAUAAGCCUGACGUUUAAAAAAAUUAAGUUCACAAAAAUUCUAUAGCCAGAAAUACAACGCGGUCCCAUCUUGCGACAAUUGAGAAUCAUUCUCGUUUUUUUUACGGUUCCUUUAUAAACGUUUAUGCUAUAUAAUGUAUGUUGUCCUCUGGUAAAUUACAGUUGUAUUUAUUUAUUGUGUAAAAUUCAGCAGGAUUUUUGCUGAGGUGCUUGCAGAAAGCAGGAGCGCAGGUCUGUCGCAAAAUGGGACCUUGUCGUAUUUUGUCGCAUAUCUGUUGUAGACAUUUUACAGGAUCACACCCAUGGGCGCCGCCAUAUUUGGUCACAUGACCGUGCCCGGCAAUGAGCACCUUUAGGUGAGCGUUUGUUCGCUUGUUUACGAUGGCUACGGCGGCCGCAGGCACGGCUCAGACAGCCGCUUCUUCAGCCACUACGGUGAGCAGGUAGACGACACAAAACUUUGGUUAAAACUGCAGAGGCAGUGUAAGUAUACCUUCCAUUUAUCCGUUCCGUCUGCAUUGCUAUCUUAUUGUGUGCAAGCUCACCGGUCGAAGGAGACGAAUGUAGUGGACUGAUGUUUGGUUUUACCCGUUAUAUUCGAGUCUUUACAACGGUAGACUUGUAAGACUGCUACGAACGACAGUGUGCGUGUUGUCGUUAACAUUACAUGUGCAAGAAAUUCCUUCGGGAAUAUAAGUAUGUGUGCGCGGUCAGAAAAUGCCUGUUUGCGACCUGCUCCGGACACAGUGGUUGGUUCCGACCACGUCAUUAUUGUCACCAGCGCUGACGAGAUAACUCAAUUUGGGAAAUAUUUUCUGAUUAUUUACAGCGCAGAUGAAAAUGUAGUCGCUCACGCUUUCAGAAAAAUGUUGCAAGUGGCCGAGCGAUCGCUCGCCUGCUGUUUGAUUCACGGCACAGCGAGAAAACUCGCGAUGCCCGCCUAUUAUUCCAAGUUUGACUUCGCUUCUAUGGAAAGCGAAGUUGCUCGAGUGAAUCAGUCGUGCUUCAGUCAGUCGAGGACGUAGCGCUGACUUACAUGCGUAUCGAAGUUCAACAUUCUGUGAUAUUUUGUUUCAGGCGCAGUGGCAUAACGCUGCGUUAUUGCUGCAAGCGGUGUUAGCCUAGCUGUCAUUACCGGCAAUCGGUUUCCGGUCGUUGCCGGCAACCGGAUAUUUUUAGCGCUGGUGGCUGAUCGUGUUGUGCUCGCCUUGCGGAAAGGUCUGCAUGAUGAAUGGUCAUGAACACGGGCACUCCUUGUGCAGCUGAUGCGGAUGAAGCUCGCACACAAUCUCAUCUCUCACCUUCAAGUGUCUGGUGCCGUUUUUGCAGUUCACAUCAGAGCACGUCUUCCAUCUACUCUUCGACAUUUUAAAUAAAUAGUACCAUAGUAUUAAGCGAUCCUCGGCCUCCCAGCGGAACGUUAUUGGAGCGGCCGGCGGCGGCUGAUGUCUGCUUGCUCUCGAGAAGGCCUUCAAUGGCGGCGCGCCUGUAGCGGCCCCUGGUUCGCGGUGCGCAGACUACUUACUCUAAAGGUCUGUGUUGUCUAUUGUAUUGUUUCGUUGACAUGAUUACAGUCAUAUGAAGUACUCGUCGUUAGCCGGCGUCUUUACUGUCAUUGUCUUUCGUGUGGGUCAGCGUUGGAAGUUACCACUUUUUCUUGCGCAAGAGCAGCUUUGCCAAGUCCUAGGAACAGUACUCGCAAAAGUUUUCGCAUACUCAAGAGCAGUCCACGAUGGGCCAUCACUACGACAAUCGUUUCGUUAUGAAGCACAUCUUUGUCAUAAUAGGUGGGAGGCCGAGCGCCGGCGAAUGAGAAACCGCUUUUACGUUAGAGAAGUUUUGUAAAUGCGGGCCCGAGGCUCAAACCACAAAGUUUUUCGUUCGUAAGUGCUCUUCGCCAUUAACUAGUAGCCUUCAAUAAUAAUUUGUCUAACGUCACGAUCGACUGGCAUCUGCUGUUCGAAAAGCUGUAGAGUAUAAACAUUUGCAUAAAUAAGAGCCACGGUUCAUAAGUCUUCCGUAAAAUCCUCCCAUGAUCGACCAUCAUGUCAGAAUUGGUGAAUAAUGUAAUAGACAAUACGGUGAUUAUACGUCAUCGGCGAUGCCGAGAACCUUGAAACCACAUUUUAUUGACAAAUUAACAACAUGAAUGUGGUCUUUUUUACAGAAGCUGGCAGGAUCAUACACUCUUAGAAGGAACGAAUCGUUAUUAUUCAAUCGCCGAUAUAUUGUAAAUGUGGAAUGAUGACUUGUAGACAGGCCUUGUAUCAGUUACUUAUUUCCAAUCUGCUAGAUAAAACGUUGAUGUUAUAUCAGAAUGAGUAAUAAUAAGAUGCUCUUGUCAAGGGCAGAUGACUCCGUACCGUGCGGAUCAGUAUCAGUGGGAACACCUGACUUUCAUUCAAGAGUGUAACAAAUGUUUCUUUUCACACCGACAUAAAAAAAAAUGCAGAAGGAACGCCACCUUGCCCGGAGAGCUACACAGCAAGUUUCAUAAGCAAGUGACUCAUAAGGGUUUGGGCGCGAGCUAAUUGGUACGGUUAAUUAAUUUUGCACAGCGCCAAAAAACACGGACAAGGGAGAACUUACAGCGCUCGUCUCGUGUUCACCCUUGUCCGUGUUUAUUGGCGCUGUGUAAAAUGAAUGUUCCGCAGUGAGAUCUGGAGCCUCAGUGCUGAUCUGUUUGAGCCCUGAAUAGGUGCUCCCUUUCAUACGCAUAGUGGGAUAUCCUGUAUACACAACCACUUUCCUUCCGCGUUUGGGGUGAGUGAA